Molecule: messenger RNA, 3878 nt
Organism: Tigriopus californicus
Lineage: Eukaryota; Metazoa; Arthropoda; Copepoda; Harpacticoida; Harpacticidae
Product: proton channel OtopLc-like
Exons: 10
Coding region: 524-3289 (921 amino acids)
Biological process (GO): proton transmembrane transport
Cellular component (GO): membrane
Molecular function (GO): proton channel activity
Source: RefSeq, a predicted model, not a curated record
CGGAAGGGUGGACGGGGUGGACUGACAAGAGUCAGCGUGUGGACGCCGUUGAAUUGCGCGUGGAGCAGUGCGCAGCGCAACAAUCUUGACCUAAGAAAGAGACUGGAAACCUUGAAACCGAGUUGCUCCUUCUCUCCCUGUCUCACCUUCUCCCCUCCCCUUCUCCCCUCUCCUUCUGUGUUGUGUGUUUGUGUGUAUGGCUUUCGAGCCUGGCCUCGUCCAGAGUCUCUGCUGGCCCAUCUCACCCGGUUCAGGACCUCUCACCGACUGAAAGCCGAUACAGAUGCAGCGUGUCAUUUGAGGUUGGAAGUUAAAACUAUCCAUCGUUGGUCCAGCUUGAGGUCAGUGGUGCAUCCUGAUUGGCGUGUCCCCGGACGGAAUCAUGGGCUUGUGAUUUGUGUGUGUUGCUUUGGUCUGGAUUGGCCCCGCCACAAUCACGGACCCCCAUCCCAAAUUGAUUCAUUGGGUAUUAUUCGGUGGACAGGUCGAAAGCCAGGCCCCUCCCUUAACGCGUCGGCCCCUGAUGUCGCCCAUCACGUCUUUGCAUGCGGAUGAGGUAGCUGCCCCGCCCUCGGGCUCCACCUCGGUCUCGGCGUCAUUCUCGGCCUCGAUCAUGUCAGCCGAAACCACGCAGGAUAGCGGUCAAUACCAGGGUUUUGCCAAGAGCAUCGAUGCCGAAAUUGACCGCAUGGUUUUGACCGUGGCACCCUCGGCGGGCGCUCAGCCCAUGUCUGAGCCGACCGGUUCGAGGCCAAAUCGACCCAUGGACGCCUAUGUGGACAUGAGCGCCGGGAUUCCCUCUCGAUCGGCUAGCGCCAGUGGGGCGGGAACCACGGUCCGCCCUGGACCCCGUUCGGCCCAAUCGGCUGUGCCAUCCCAGGAAUCGCCGCUACCCCGCUAUGAUGAUCUGCCCGAUCCACCCCCUGUUCCACCGGGGAGCGAGGCCCAAAAUGCGGCCCCAAGUAAUCGGUUGGCGCUGAAUCAACCCCCCUCACCCGAAACGCCACCCAUGAUGUGGGGACGGAACAGUGUGGGGAGCUCGGGUGACACUCGUGCUCCGCUGAUUCCGUCCCAGGGCAAUCAUCUCACUGGACGAGAGCGAUUAGUCCGGGAUGGAAGGAAUCUGAAUGAGCCUGAGUACGCUCGAGUGGAUUUGAGGUACAAACGGGGUUCCAAGUGUUCGGUUCACUCUCGCCAUGAGACUUCGGAACGAUACAGACUUCGAAUGGAACCGCAACCAUCCCUCGAGAACGAUACCAGCGAUUCAAUUGAGCUUUCCCCUACCCCUCCAAGGGGAAUGAGUAGCCAUUUCGAAGCACCUCGUGUUGGAGUUCUUGUGCCACAACGCGCCACUAAUGGUGAUUAUAUUGCAAUCCCUAUGUCUCCGGAUUAUCUACCCAGAAUUAAUCCGCUAAUGGAAAAAGAAAAGUGGAAGAACCAUUCGAAUGAUGCUAUUCAAGCCGUGGCCAGCGCACUUUAUUGUAAAAUCCUGGUCAUACUUGGCCUGGCCUUUCCCAUGGCCGAAACGAUCUCGGAUAAUGUCCCUCAAGGCUACUAUCAACUCUUCUAUGUCUAUUUAUUCCUUGUCAGCUUGCUCUUUUUGAUGCAUGUCUAUUUGGACGUUAUGUGGACUCGGGUGUCUCAGCACUAUAAGAAAAAACGCCUCCGCAGUCAGAGUCAGAGUAAGAACAAUAAUCUUCCAGUAGUUCAGGGCAUGACGAAUGCCAAUGGCGAUGUCAUGAAUGCCAACAACAGUGGUGCCAAUAAUCUCAACGCCAGCCCUCGAGACGUGGAAGAUGGGUCGGAAGAUCCCAUCUAUCAAGAAAACUUACUGCCAAGGCCCAGGGUACAUUACGGAAGCUUCUAUCUCCGACUGGGAUGCGUUUUGUUCGGAAUCGGUGGCAUGAUUUACUCGGGCAUAGAAAUCGGCAUGUAUUUUGAGUUGAAUUUCGAUGGAACGUCAGAGUGCAAGAAUUUGUUCUCGGUAGUGAGGCCGGUCCUUCAGAUGAUCUUCGUCUUCUCUCAGAUGUACUUUGUCUUCCUAAACCAGAAGAUGAAUAUUUACAAGAACAAGUUCAUCUCGCGACUGGGUCUAAUGCACAUGAUUGCCACCAACUUGUGCGUUUGGCUGAAUGUUCUCAUAUUGGAGACAAAUCAUGAAAUCCACGAAGCUCAACUUCACAAUCAUGGCAUUGACAGCUUGCAUGGUUUCAAUGUCAGUGCUGGCCUUUUCUUGAAUGAACACGGAGACCCCAUGGCUCGUGCUCUAACAGAGCGCAGGAAAUUUCCAACCUUGGAGCAUUCCACGCAAGGAGCCCUCAGCAGCCAACAUUUUGAUCUCAGUAAUCUCGUCAGUUUAUGCAGCCGGAAGAGCAACAUCAUGAGCAAGCUCCUGGCUGACUCUGGACCCUUUCUUUUCCCUUGCACCAUUGAAUAUAGCUUGAUUUGCGCUGCCGUUCUAUUCGUCAUGUGGAAGAAUAUUGCCGAUGAGCACGAACACUACAAAUUCCAGAAAAAACGCCGAAGAGUCUCGAAUGGGGCCAACUUGAACCACAUGGAUCUGCGUGAUCGUCCGGCUCACCAUUAUUCCGUCGAUUGCACUCAUGCUAACACUGGCCUGUUCACUGGCAUCUUUGUGAUGGUGCUCACCAUCAUUUCAUUGAUUGUAUUCUUUGUCCUGAUCGCUUCUCGUGAUCCCAUGCUACAAGCCUCAGCCAUCACGUUGGCCUCCAUGACCGAGUUAUCUCUGUACAUUGUCACCAGCAUCGCAGUUAUUAUUGGAAUGUAUCAGGUUCGUGGCCUUUGGUAUGAAACCACCCGCAAAAUGGAGUUAGAUAACCUUCUCUUGAUCGUUGCCCAAACUGGCGUGUUCAUCUACGCCGCAUUCAGCAUUAUUGGAUCCUUUUUUCAACUCCAAGACCAUCUUUUGGCUUUCCUCGCCUCCCUGGCCACUCUUGUUCAAACCACGUUACAAACAGUAUUUAUCCUGGACGCUUCAAGCAGAUUUGCUUACUGUGCUGAACAAGUCCGUCGCAAGCCUGGCCGCGAAGUGGUCACUUUCCUACUUGUGUGCAAUCUCGCCAUGUGGGCCAUCAAUACCUUAGAAACGAAUCGGGCAGAUUCACAUCCCAUUCAGGUCAAGUUUUACGGAGGAGAUUGGGCAUGGCCCAUCAUCACGCACAUCAGUAUGCCUUUGGCGAUCUUCUAUCGAUUCCAUUCGACCGUGUGUUUGUGCGAAAUCUGGAAGAAAUCCUUCAAAUAUAAGCCCAAUUCUGUGGCCUAUAUGUAAAUUGAACUUUCAAGAGAGCGCAGAACACUGACCAAUUGACCAUCCCUCUUUCUACCGAACUAACUAAGUAGCUUUCUUACGCUACACUCCCAAUCCUCAUCCUUCUGCUUAGUGCGAAUAACCGUCGGCGGAACAGGAAGUGAGACCAACCUUCAAUGUCAAUAACGCCGAUCCACGAACGCCAAGGAAGAGAACAAAGUAUGAAGCUUUGACAUUUUUCCUGCCAUUUCCAGAUGAAAGUCGCCUACCUUCUGAUAGUAGUACCAUAUUGAACAGUAGUAGCAGAGCUAGAACCAAAUAGUUGCGUCAAUGCAAUCGUGACCCGUCGUUUUUAACCAGAAAAAAAACAAAGUGUCUGCAGUAUUUAUUCUCCAGUCAUUUCCCUGAUAUUCCUACCGCACGCUGAGUUGGGCAGCCAUUAUCAUUAUUACUAUUUUUGUCAUUAUUACUAUCAUUAUUAUUAUAACCAUCAUGUGUUAUUUGGUCGCCCAACCUGAGCUUAUGUAUUCUCACCGCAACAAGUAUUCGCUCUCCUUCACAUCUCAUGGUGAACUAGAAAAAUCGGCCUUAAUAAAAUGUGUAUACGCUG